GGCGGACACCAAUGAGGAAGCUGAAUUUCGAGGAGCAGUUGGUCGAAGGGCAAGCAAGUUCCGUCGGUCCGGCAGCAACGUUCAGGCUGUGCAGGAGACAAUGAAGGAGAAGCAGGCCAGGUACAAGGAGGCUAGAGAGAUUAGGAGGAAACAGAUUACCGUUGGGCACAAGUACAUCUUUGAGGUUCUGUCUGACAGGCUUUCCCUUGAGCUAUCUGCAGUGGAGGACUUUAUGUUAGAUGCUCCAUCUUUUGCCCAAUUUGAUGAGUUCUUUGCCAAAGGUGGACGUAAGACUAUUGCAUUUGUGUACCAGGAGACUGAAGUCCCAGGAAUAGAAUGUGGACGCACUUUCCCUGGAACUGCAAAAGGAGCCAAGUUAAUGAGACUGUUUGUAGCCAAUUUGUCAGAAGUAUGUCUUAAAGGGUUGUGCCUUUUUUUUGUGCGAACUAAAGUGGAGACGCCUGUCAACCCAAAGAGCAUACAUGAGGAGGUAUUCUUUUCAAUGCUUGAUGCCACUGAUGGUCUUCUAAAAGGCACCAUGAAUCUGUACUCAAAGAUUUUAUUGCCAGCUGUCAAUGCAACAGAAAACUGGGGAGCAUUAAAUCAGUCUAAACAUGGAGAAAAAGUUAAAGAGAACUUCAAAGACACCAUCACCCGCUAUGUUAGUUUCCUUGAUGGAAUCCAAGUAAGCAUCGAAGGCACUGUUGAGCUGAAGCCAGCUGAAGGUGUCGACUUCUCCAGGCUGGUGUCCUUCGAAGACAUUAAGACAGCAGCUGCAGACAAUGACAUGGUGCAUCAACUUGAAGGAGUGUUGAUGAUGUGGUACAAACAGAUUGAACAGGUCCUCACAGAAAGCGAUCAGAUGAGGAAAGAGGCUGAUGCUUCUGGACCGCUGACUGAGUUAGAGCACUGGAAGAGGAUGUCAGCCAAGUUCAACUCAAUCAUCGAGCAUAUCAAGGGCCCAGAGUGCAAGGCAGUGGUGAACGUGCUCAAUAUCAACCGCUCCAAAAUGCUGAAGACAUGGAAGGAGCUGGAUGUCAGGAUAACGAAUUGUGCAAACGAGGCCAAAGAUAACGUGAAAUUCCUGUAUACCCUGGAAAAAGUCUGCCAACCUCUCUACAACUGUGAUCCGGUCACCAUGGCCAAGAGCAUUCCGAACCUUAUCAAUGCCAUUCGAAUGAUUCACAGUGUUUCACAAUAUUACAAUACAUCCGAGAGAAUGACUUCACUCUUCAUCAAAGUUACAAAUCAGAUGGUCACAGCAUGCAGAGCCUAUAUUACUGACAACGGGUCUUGCCGAGUGUGGGACCAGGACACACAGGACAUCAUUAAGAAAAUACAGGACUGUAUCAGCUUGUAUCGGGAGUAUCAGUCCUGCUUCCAUGAGACGAGGAAACAGACCAUGGGGAGGCCUGGGGAAAAGCCUUUCGAAGUGUCGGAGAUGUACAUAUUUGGCAAGUUUGAAGGGUUUUGCAAAAGAUUGGAAAAGAUAACCCAAAUGAUUACAGCAGUGAAGACUUUCUCUGUUCUUGGAGUAUCAACCAUCGAAGGAAUCGAUACACUGGCUGGGAAGUUCCAGAACAUGUACUUAACCAUGAAGAAGAAGCAGUACGAUAUCUUGGCUCCGAGGAAAGCCGAGUUUGAGGUGGACUUUGCUGAAUUCAUGACUCAGAUGAAUAACCUUGAGAACCAGCUACAGAUUUUCAUGAAUUCCUGUUUCUCCAAAAUCCUAUCUUCUCAGCAAGCCCUUGGUCUCCUUCAGAGAUUUCAGAAGCUGAACAUGCCCUGUUUACAAGCAGAAAUAUCCAACACAGUGGGCCUUAUCUUUCAGCACUAUGUCUCAGAGCUGGAGUAUGUGAAGAAGCUCUACCAGACACACAGAGAGGACCCUCCUUUAGCCAGGAACAUGCCUCCAGUAGCUGGUAGGAUUGUUUGGGUCAAACAGCUGUACAGGAGAAUAGAGGAACCCAUAGACUACAUACAGAAAAACUCAAACAUCCUGUCCACCACGGAGGGAAAGGAGGUGGUCAAGAUGUUUAACCGCACUGCGGCAGUGUUUGUCGAGUUUGAGCUUCUUUACUACAGAGCCUGGAUUAGGGAGGUCACACAACUCCAAUAUGCUCUACAAGCUACGUUGUUAGUUCGCCACCCAAGCACUGGAAAACUACUUGUUAACUUUGAUCCUAAAAUCACUGAGAUCAUCCGAGAGACCAAGUGUAUGCUGAAGAUGGGCCUGGAGGUUCCUGAUCAGGCCUUGAGAAUGGUCAAGACGGAACGCACCAUAAAGGCCAACCGCCUCCGCCUAGAGACUAUUCUUGCCCAUUUUGAGGAAACUUGUGAUAAGAUACCUGCUUUCUUCUACAAUAUGAUGGCAUCCAAAAUCAAAAAUGUGGAGUGCGUGCUUCGUCAUGGUUUGGUUCUGUUAAACUGGUCAUCUCUCAUCCUAGACAACUUCUUCAAAAAUGUUGAUGUUGCUAUGGCGGAUCUGACCCAAGUGCUCCAAAAGGUGCGUGACAUCUGUGACAUGCACGUUGAUGCUGCCCUUCAAGACAUCUCAGAGACUGUUCUGGUGGGCCUCCCAGAGGACAGGCCCUCCUCGCUGAAAGCCCUCGUCAGCAUCAAUGAGAAUAAGUGUGCAGAGUGGGCCAAUACUUUAGAGCGCAGGAGCGUGCAGGUUGAGGAGGCUGUGAAGGAGCUGAUUUGGACGUUCAAACUGAUCUAUGAGUCCAAGAAAAACAAAAAAACUGGAGAGGAGCCAAUUAAACGUGUUGCAUUCUCAGAGGAAGUGGAGGCUCCGUCUGACGAGGAUGGACUGAAUUCAGACUCCCAGGAAGCUGACAAAGAUGAUGACUUUGAGAAGGAGUGCAAAGAGAUGUACACCUGCUUCAGCUCCAAGCUACUGGAUGCAUUGGUCAAAGCAACAAGAUUGUCUCUGGACACUUUGAAGAGAAGGAUUUUUGUUACAACGCUGUCUGCAAGAAAAGGCAGAUUCACCUCGAAGUCAGAUGAGGUGGUCAAUUUCAUCCAGUCUGAAGUACACCUUGCCAUACCUAAUGUGGUUAUGGUGCCCAGUCUGGAUGACAUCCAGCAGGCCAUCAUCCGGCUGGUGCACCUGAUCCUGGAGGUCAGUCGAGGAGUGGCACGCUGGGGGCAGGAACGCUGCGUUGAUGACAAGCCCUGUGCCAAACGUGAGAACUUCUACCAGAGUGUGGCUGAGCACAAAGACGUGUGCAAGCUGGUGGCCCUCCUGACGUCAUCGGUCAACUCUCUGAGGAAACCAGCCAGUGAUGUCAUGAAGCUGUUCCUCCCGUUCAAGGUGAUCUGGGCGGAGGACAGACAAGCCAAAGUCAAGGAAUUUAUGGACAGUGGCCCAUACCUGACUCAGAUCAAGUCUGAGAUUCUGCACUAUUUGUCCUUUGAACAAGAGAUUGAGGAUAUCAAGGGGACAAUUAUUCUGGGAUGUAUUGAAUUGUCAACAGCUCCGCUAAAAAUGUCCCUGACAGUGGAGGCGAAGGCCUGGAAGAAGCUGCUGUGCAGAUACCUGAACGAGGAAUACAAGACCAAGAUGAUGGAGAUCUCAACGUUCACUACAGAGCACCUCAAAAAGCUCUCCAGACCCAUCGCUGACCUGGAGGAUGUCCGCUUCGCCAUGGAAGCUCUGUCUGACAUCAGGGACUCGGAGAUAAAGAUAGACAUGACUUUGGGGCCCAUCGAGGAGGCCUAUGGCAUCCUGAAUAGAUUUGAGGUGGAGGUGACUAAAGAGGAGGCAGAAGGAGUGGACACUCUCAGAUACUCCUUCAUUAAACUGCAGUCCAAGGCGAGAUCAGUGCAAGAUGAGCUAGUUCGUGUUCAACCCAAGUUCAAACAAAACAUGUUGGAAUCAGUCAUUGUCUUCCAAAAGGAUGUUACAACAUUUUCAGACCAGUAUGAAAAGGAAGGUCCAAUGGUACCAGGGAUUGCUCCUAAAGAGGCCAGCGCGAGGCUUCAGAUCUCUCAGGCCAGAUGUGAUGACCUGUACAGGAAGUUCAUCACAUAUUCCUCAGGAGAGCAGCUGUUUGGCUUGCCAGUCACAGAUUAUGAGACUUUGCAGCAAACUAAGAAAGAGCUGGGCCUUCUGCAGAAGCUUUAUGGCCUUUAUGACACAGUGAUGAACAACAUCAGUGGGUACUACGACAUCCUGUGGACAGAGGUGGACAUUGAGAAGAUUAAUGCAGAGCUGUUAGAAUUUCAGAACAGGUGCCGCAAGUUGCCCAAGGGUCUGAAGGACUGGAAGGCCUUCCAGGAUCUAAAGAAGAGGAUUGAUGACUUCAGCGAGUCCUGCCCCCUGCUGGAGAUGAUGGCCAACAAGGCCAUGAAGCAGAGGCACUGGGACCGCAUCACUGGUCUGACGGGACACAAGUUUGAGGUGGAUUCAGACACCUUCUCUCUGCAGAACAUUAUGGAAGCACCCCUGUUGAAGUACAAGGAGGACAUUGAGGAUAUCUGUAUCUCAGCUGUGAAGGAGAAGGACAUCGAAGCCAAGCUGUCUCAGGUGGUGGACGUCUGGUCCAGCCUGUCUCUCAGCUUCAUGAACUUCAAGGGCCGAGGAGAGCUGAUGCUGCGAGGCACCGACACGGCUGAGAUCGUUACCGCCAUGGAGGACAGCCUGAUGCUGCUGGGCUCACUGCUCAGCAACAGAUAUAAUGCCCCCUUCAAGAAGGACAUCCAGAACUGGGUCUUUAAGCUCUCCACCUCCUCUGACAUCAUUGAGCUGUGGCUCAUUGUCCAGAACUUGUGGGUCUAUCUGGAGGCUGUGUUUGUUGGAGGAGACAUUGCCAAACAGCUACCACAAGAAGCAAAGCGCUUUCAGAACAUUGACAAAGCCUGGAUCAAGAUCAUGCAGCGAGCUCAUGAGAUCCCCAAUGUAGUGCAGUGCUGUGUGGGCGAUGAAACCAUGGGCCAGCUCCUGCCUUACCUCCAGGAACAGCUGGAGCUCUGUCAGAAGUCUCUCACAGGGUACUUGGAGAAAAAGAGGCUUCAGUUCCCCAGAUUCUUCUUCGUGUCUGAUCCCUCUCUUCUGGAGAUCCUUGGACAAGCCAGUGAUUCACACACCAUUCAGCCUCACCUCCUCGGAGUGUUUGACAAUGUCAACGAAGUUGAAUUCCAUGCCAAAGACUACGACAAGAUAAUAGCUGUAGUUUCUCAAGAGGGAGAAAAAGUGCCGCUGGACCACCCUGUGAUGGCCAGGGGCCCGGUGGAGCUGUGGCUGGGGGAGCUGCAGCAGCUUCAGCAGUCUUCCCUGCACUCUGUCAUUAAAGCAGCCGACAUCCAGAUCAAUGACACCGGCUUCCAGCUCCUCACCUUCCUCAACCAGUUCCAAGCACAGGUGGGCCUCCUGGGGAUCCAGAUGCUGUGGACACGAGACUCAGAAGAGGCGCUGCGCAACGCCAAAGAUGACAAGAAGAUCAUGCCUCUCAUGAACCAGAAGUUCCUUGAUCUGCUCAACAUGCUCAUUUCACAGACCACACAUGACCUGACCAAGUUUGACCGUGUCAAGUUUGAGACUCUGGUCACCAUCCAUGUGCAUCAGAGGGACAUCUUUGACGACUUGGUAAAGAUGCACGUCAGAUCCACCACUGACUUUGAGUGGCUGAAGCAGAGCAGGUUUUACUUCAAGGAGGAUGUGGAUCACGUCCUUGUGUCCAUUACUGAUGUCGACUUUGUAUAUCAGAACGAGUUCCUGGGCUGCACAGAUCGUUUGGUCAUCACCCCUCUCACUGACAGGUGCUACAUCACGCUGUCCCAGGCCCUGGGCAUGAGCAUGGGCGGGGCCCCAGCAGGGCCUGCAGGGACGGGGAAGACCGAGACCACCAAGGACAUGGGCCGCUGCCUGGGGAAGUACGUGGUGGUCUUCAACUGCUCCGACCAGAUGGACUUCAGAGGACUCGGCAGGAUUUAUAAAGGGCUUGCCCAGUCAGGGUCGUGGGGUUGCUUUGAUGAGUUCAACAGGAUCGACCUGCCUGUGCUGUCUGUAGCUGCUCAGCAGAUCUACGUCGUCUUGUCAUCCCGCAAGGAGCAAAAACGGAACUUCAUCUUCACUGAUGGGGACCUUGUGGACCUCAACCCAGAGUUUGGGCUCUUCAUUACCAUGAAUCCUGGCUACGCUGGUCGGCAGGAGCUCCCAGAGAACCUGAAGGUCCAGUUCAGGACUGUGUCCAUGAUGGUGCCUGACCGACAGAUCAUCAUGAGAGUCAAACUGGCCAGCUGUGGUUUUAUUGAGAACGUCGUCCUGGCUCAGAAGUUUUUUGUCCUCUACAAACUGUGUGAGGAGCAACUGACUAAACAGGUCCAUUAUGAUUUUGGUCUGAGGAACAUCCUGUCAGUUCUGAGAACUCUGGGUGCUAAUAAAAGAGCGCGUCCCGCCGACUCCGAGUCCAGCACCGUCAUGAGAGUGCUCCGGGACAUGAACCUCUCCAAACUGGUGGACGAGGACGAGCCUCUGUUCCUGAGUCUGAUCAGUGACCUGUUCCCUGGGAUCCAGCUGGACGGCAGCACCUAUGCAGACCUGCAGGUGGCUGUGGAGAACCAGGUGCAGCUGGCUGGCAUCGUCAACCACCCACCCUGGAACCUUAAGCUCGUCCAGCUGUAUGAGUCUUCACGUGUGCGCCACGGCCUGAUGACACUAGGACCCAGCGGCGCAGGGAAGACCGUGGUCAUCAACAUCCUGAUGCGUGCUCUGACAGAGUGUGGACUUCCUCACAGGGAGAUGCGUAUGAACCCGAAGGCCAUCACUGCCCCGCAGAUGUUCGGUCGCCUUGACGCAGCCACUAAUGACUGGACCGACGGCAUAUUCUCCACUCUGUGGAGGAAGACCCUGAAAGCUAAGAAGGGGGAGUUCAUUUGGAUAGUGCUCGACGGGCCUGUAGAUGCCAUCUGGAUCGAAAACCUCAACUCUGUGUUAGAUGACAAUAAGACUUUGACCCUGGCUAACGGGGACCGGAUCGUCAUGUCUCCUGUGUGUAAGCUGGUGUUCGAGGUGCACAACAUGGACAAUGCCUCCCCAGCCACAGUGUCCAGAGUGGGCAUGGUGUUCAUGAGCUCCUCUGCUCUCAGCUGGAGGCCCAUCCUUCAGGGAUGGGCUAACAAACGCAGCGCUCAGGAGGCCGACGGCAUCAUGACUUUGUACGACAAGAUAUUUGAGGAUGCUUACGUGUUUUUGAAUCAAAGUCUAAAACCUAAAAUGGACUUUUUAGAGUGCAAUUACAUCAUGCAGUCGGUGAACCUGCUGGAGGGUCUGAUCCCCACCAAGGAGGCCGGGGGUCUGCUGAGCCCCAUGCAGCUGGAGCGCCUGUUCGUCUUCUCCCUGAUGUGGAGCCUGGGGGCUCUGCUGGAGCUGGAGGACCGGGAGAAGCUGGAGGCCUUCCUCAGGGCUCACAAGAGCCACGUCAGCCUGCCCAAAACACUGGAGGGACAGACCAUCUUUGAGUACAUGGUCAACCCACAGGGUGAAUGGGACCAUUGGGAUAACUAUGUGGUAGAGUACAUCUAUCCUACUGACUGUGUGCCAGACUAUGCCUCCAUCCUUGUGCCUAACGUGGAUAACACCAGAACCAGUUUCCUGUUGGAGACGAUCGCAAAACAACGCAAGGCUGUGCUGCUCAUCGGCGAACAAGGAACUGCAAAGACAGUGAUGAUAAAAGGCUACACAAAGAAAUAUGACCCUGAAACAGACCUCUCCAAGUCACUUAACUUCUCAUCCGCGACUGAGCCUACCAUGUUCCAGCGCACAGUGGAGAGCUACAUUGAGAAGAGAAUGGGCAGUACUUACGGCCCUCCAGGAGGGCGCAGGAUGACCAUCUUCAUAGAUGACAUCAACAUGCCUGUGGUGAAUGCGUGGGGAGACCAGAUCACCAAUGAAAUAGUCCGUCAGAUGAUGGAGAUGACGGGUAUGUACAGUCUAGACAAACCUGGGGACUUCACCACCAUAGUGGACCUGCAGAUGCUGGCAGCCAUGAUUCACCCCGGGGGUGGGAGGAACGAUAUCCCCCAGAGACUAAAGAGACAGUUUUCUGUCUUCAACUGCACUCUGCCCUCCAACACAUCCAUCGACAAGAUCUUUGGCGUCAUGGGCGGUGGGUAUUUCCAUGAAUGCAGAGAAUUCAAGCCUGAGGUUUCUGAGAUGGUGAAGUAUCUUGUGUCUGCUGGCAGGAUUCUGUGGCAGUGGACCAAGGUGAAAAUGCUGCCCACACCAUCCAAGUUCCACUACGUGUUUAACUUGAGAGACUUGUCUAGAAUCUGGCAGGGCAUGCUCAACAUGAGAGCAGAGGAGUGUGAGGAUGUCCACACGCUUCUGGCUCUGUUCAAGAGUGAAUGCACCAGGGUGAUCGCAGAUAGGUUUGUGUGCUCUGAGGAUAAGAACUGGUUUGAGAAGGGAAUCAGCAAGGUGAUCCAGGAGCAUGUUGACCCCAGCCUGGUGGCAGAGCUACACUCGGAUCCUUACUUUGUGGACUUCCUGAGAGAGGCCCCGGAGCCCACGGGGGAGGAAAACGACGACUCCAACUUUGAUGCUCCCAAAAUUUACGAGCUGAUCCCCGGCUUUGACUUCCUUAGUGACAAGCUCAUGACGUACCAGACCCAGUACAACGAAGCAGUCCGAGGGGCCAGCUUAGACCUGGUGUUCUUCACCGACGCCAUGACCCACCUCAUCAAGAUCUCGCGCAUCAUCCGGACAGACUGUGGGAAUGCUCUGCUGGUGGGAGUAGGAGGGUCAGGGAAACAGAGUCUCACCCGGCUGGCUUCCUUCAUUGCGGGAUACAGCAUAUUUCAAAUCACUCUGACCAGAACAUAUAAUAUCAGCAACCUGAUGGAUGACCUGAAGCUGCUGUACAGAACAGCUGGAGCUGAUGGGAAAGGCAUCACCUUCGUAUUCACAGACAAUGAAAUCAAGGAUGAGGCCUUCCUUGAGUACCUCAACAACGUGCUGUCAUCUGGAGAGGUGUCUAACCUAUUUGCUCGGGAUGAGCUGGAUGAGAUCACCCAAAGCCUGAUCAAUGUGAUGAAGAAGGAGCAGCCUCGCAUACCGCCAACCUUCGACAACUUGUACGACUACUUCAUCUCCCGGGCCAGGAAGAACCUGCACGUGGUGCUGUGCUUCUCGCCGGUUGGGGAGAAAUUCCGCUCGCGCUCUCUGAAGUUCCCAGGGCUGAUAUCCGGCUGCACCAUGGACUGGUUCACUCCCUGGCCUAGUGAGGCCCUGGUGGCCGUGUCCAACUACUUCCUGUCUGAGUUCCACAUGGUGUGCUCUGCAGAGGUCAAGGCUGGCGUGGUCCAGACCAUGGGGGUGUACCAUGACAAGGUGUCCCAAGCCUGCGACAGCUACUUUGAGAGGUUCAGAAGAAGAACUCACGUCACUCCUAAAUCAUACUUGUCCUUUAUUAAUGGAUACAAAACAGUUUACUCAGAGAAGCACAACUACAUUGACAACCUGGCAGAGCGCAUGAACAUAGGUUUGUCUAAGUUGAUGGAGGCCAGUGAGUCUGUAGCACAACUGUCCAAAGACCUGGUGCUGAAGGAGAAAGAGCUGGCUCUCGCCUCAGUCAAAGCAGACAAGGUGCUGGCAGAGGUGACAGUGAGUGCCGCGGCAGCCUCCAUUGUGAAGAACGAGGUCCAGAUUGUGAAAGAUAGAGCCCUCAAAAUUGUGGAAGGAAUUGAAUCGGAGAAGGCCUACGCAGAGGUCAAACUCCAGGCUGCUAAACCAGCUCUAGCAGAGGCAGAGGCUGCUUUGAAUACCAUCAAGGCUGCUGACAUUGCCACUGUGAGGAAGUUGGCCAAACCGCCCCAUCUAAUCAUGAGGAUUAUGGAUUGUGGCCUCCUGCUGUUCCAGAAGAAGUUGGACACCAUAACUAUGGACCCAGAGAGGCCUUGUCACAGGCCCUCGUGGUCAGAGGCUCUCAAGCUUAUGGGUGCCAGCGGCUUCAUGGCCUCCCUGCAGCAGUUCCCCAAGGACAACAUCAACGAGGAGAUGGUGGAGCUUCUGCAGCCCUACUUCCGCAUGGAGGACUACACCUUUGAAAAUGCCAAGAAAGUGUGUGGUAAUGUGGCCGGCCUGCUGUCCUGGACUAGGGCUAUGGGCACUUUCUUUGGCAUCAACAAGGAAGUACUUCCACUCAAGGCUAACCUGAUCAUCCAGGAGGGCAGGCUGACGCUGGCCAAUGCUGAGCUGGCCACGGCUCAGUCUCAGCUGGACGACAAGCAGGCCGAGCUGGACCUGGUGCAGGCCAAGUUUGACGCUGCCAUGAAAGAAAAACAGGACUUGCUGGACGAUGCUGAAUCGUGCAGGAGAAAGAUGCAGGCGGCCUCCACUCUCAUUGAUGGGCUGAGUGGAGAGAAAGUCCGCUGGACUCAGCAGAGCAAAGAGUUUAAAUCCCAGAUCAACAGACUUGUGGGGGAUGUCCUCCAGCUGACCGGCUUCCUGUCUUACUGCGGACCCUUCAACCAGAACUUCCGCAACAUGCUGUUAAAGGAGGUGUGGGAGUCAGAGCUCCGCAAGCGGCAGAUCCCUUUUUCAGAAAAUCUCAAUGUCAUCUCCAUGCUGGUCGACCCUCCCACUAUAAGCGAAUGGAACCUGCAAGGAUUGCCUGGAGAUGAUUUAUCGGUGCAGAAUGGCAUCAUAGUCACCAAAGCCACCAGAUUCCCCCUGCUCAUGGACCCUCAGACCCAGGGCAAGGCUUGGAUCAAGCAAAAAGAAAAAGCCAACAAUCUGCAGGUCACAUCCCUGAACCACAAGAUGUUCCGUACCCAUCUGGAGGACAGCUUGUCCCAGGGACGGCCCCUGCUCAUAGAGGACAUCCGCGAGGAGCUGGACCCUGCUCUGGACAACGUGCUGGAGAAGAAUUUCAUCAAGUCUGGUUCCACCUACAAGGUGAAAGUGGGAGACAAAGAGACGGAUGUGAUGAAGGGCUUCCGGCUCUACAUCACCACCAAGCUUCCUAACCCUGCAUACACACCAGAGGUCAGCGCCAAGACCUCCAUCAUCGACUUCACCGUCACCAUGAAGGGUCUGGAGAACCAGCUGCUGGGCAGGGUCAUCCUCACCGAGAAAUACGAGCUGGAGGCAGAGAGAGUGAAGCUGAUGGAGGACGUCACAGCCAACAAGAGGAAGAUGAAGGAGCUGGAGGAUAACCUGCUGUACAAGCUCAGCUCCACCAAGGGUUCGCUGGUUGACGAUGAGUCUAUGAUCGGGAUCCUGAGCGUGACCAAGCUGACGGCGGCGGAGGUGAGUGAGAAGCUGCACGUGGCAGCAGAGACGGAGGUGAAGAUCACCCUGGCUUCAGAGGAGUACCGCCCCGCCGCCUCGCGAGGCAGCACCCUCUACUUCCUCAUCACAGAGAUGAGCAUGGUCAACGUCAUGUACCAGACCUCCCUGGCUCAGUUCCUCAAGAUCUUCGAUCUGUCCAUGGCCAAGUCAGAGAAGUCUCCCCUGACUCAGAAGCGCAUUGGCAACAUCAUUGAAUACUUGACCUACCAGGUGUUCAAGUACUCAGUCCGAGGCUUGUAUGAACCCCACCAGUUCAUCUUCACGCUCCUGCUGGCUCUCAAGAUUGACUUACAAAAGGGCAACGUCAAGCACAACGAGUUCCAAAUCCUCAUUAAAGGGGGGGCUGCCUUAAAUCUGAAGUCUUCUCCCUCCAAGCCGUUCCGCUGGAUCCUGGAUCUGACCUGGCUGAACUUGGUGGAACUCAGCAAACUACCCCAGUUCACUGAGAUCAUGAACCAGGUUUCUCGCAAUGAGAAGUGUUGGAAGAUGUGGUUUGACAUGGACUCCCCAGAGGAGGGUGUGAUCCCCGACGGAUACAACGACUCUCUGGACGUCUUUCACAAGCUGCUGCUGAUCAGAUCCUGGUGCCCGGACCGCACCAUCUCCCAGGCCAGGAAGUACGUAGGAGACUCGAUGGGCAUGAGGUUUGCUGAUCCUGUCAUCCUCAAUCUGGAGCACACCUGGGAGGAGAGUGACACACGCACCCCUCUCAUCUGCUUCCUGUCCAUGGGCUCAGAUCCCACCAACCAGAUCGACGCUCUGGCCAAGAAGCUCAGACUGGAGUGCAGAGCUAUAUCCAUGGGACAAGGGCAGGAGGUGCACGCCAGGAAGCUCAUCCAGAUGUCAAUAGCCCAGGGUGGCUGGGUCCUGCUUCAGAAUUGCCAUUUGGGUCUGGAGUUCAUGGAAGAGCUGCUUGAGACCAUCACGGUGACGGAGACCAUGAACAAAAGCUUCAGAGUGUGGAUCACCACCGAGCCCCAAGAUCGCUUCUCCAUCACGCUGCUACAGUCUUCCAUCAAGUUCACCAAUGAUCCGCCGCAGGGCGUGCGAGCUGGCCUGAAGCGCACGUUUGCUGGGAUCUCUCAGGAUCAGCUGGACAUCAGCAGCCUGCGCAUGUGGAAGCCCAUGCUGUACAACGUGGCCUUCCUGCACACCGUCGUACAGGAACGGAGGAAGUUUGGGCCGCUGGGGUGGAACAUUCCAUACGAGUUCAACUCUUCUGACUUCACUGCCAGUGUCCAGUUUGUUCAGAACCACUUAGACGAAUGCACCCCCAAGAAGGGUGUGUCGUGGGUGACAGUGCGUUACAUGCUAGGAGAGGUGCAGUAUGGAGGAAGGGUUACUGAUGACUAUGACAAACGACUGCUCAAUUGCUUCUCGCGGGUGUGGUUCCAUGACAAGAUCUUUGAGCCAACAUUCUGCUUCUACUCCGGGUAUAAAGUCCCCGUGUGUAAGACCGUAGAGCAGUACAUGGAGUACAUCCAGACCCUGCCUGCAACAGACUCACCGCAGGUGUUCGGCCUGCACCCCAAUGCUGACAUCACGUACCAGACCAACACCUCGGCCAACGUGCUGGAGACCAUCACCAACAUCCAGCCCAAGGAGAGCGGAGGAGGAGCCGGGGAGACCAGAGAGUCCAUCGUGUACAGGCUGGCCGAUGAGAUGCUGCAGAAGCUUCCUCCUAACUACGUCCCUCACGAGGUGAAAGCCAGACUGCUGAAGAUGGGAGCCCUGAGCUCCAUGAACAUUUUCCUCCGGCAGGAAGUGGACCGGAUGCAGAGGAUCAUUGGCGCGGUGCGCACCAGCCUGGUCGACCUCAAGCUCGCCAUUGAAGGCACCAUCAUCAUGAGUGAGAACCUCCGUGAUGCUCUGGACAACAUGUUUGACGCCCGUGUUCCUAACUUGUGGAAGAAAAUCUCCUGGGAAUCCUCCACAAUUGGUUUCUGGUUCACUGAGCUGCUAGAGAGAAACUCCCAGUUCUACAGCUGGGUGUUCGAUGGAAGACCCAAAACCUUCUGGAUGACUGGGUUCUUCAACCCACAGGGAUUCUUGACCGCUAUGAGACAGGAGGUGACCCGGGCCCAUAAGGGCUGGGCUCUGGACAUGGUCACCCUGCACAACGAGGUGCUGAAGCAGAGCAGAGAGGAGAUCACCGCCGCCCCCGCUGAGGGGGUGUUUGUGUACGGCCUGUACCUGGACGGGGCAGGCUGGGACAGGAGAAACAGCCGUCUGAUCGAGUCCACGCCAAAGGUCCUGUUCACACCGCUGCCCGUCAUCCACAUGUUUGCCAUCAACUCCACGGCCCCCAAGGACCCCAAGCUGUACAUCUGCCCCGUCUACAAGAAGCCCCGACGCACAGACCUCACGUACAUCACAGGGGUGGUGAUAAAGACAGUCCAGUCACCAGACCACUGGAUACUGCGUGGGGUGGCCUUGCUUUGUGACAUCAAAUGAUGGGACACCUGCUCUGUCCUUCUGGUUACAUAUUUCAGUGACCUACUAACUGUUUAUCCAUUAAGAACAAUGCAUGUCUUAUGAACAUAUGACUUCAAAGUGUUACCUUUUUGAUGUUAUUUGAAAUAA
Molecule: messenger RNA, 13879 nt
Organism: Osmerus eperlanus (European smelt)
Lineage: Eukaryota; Metazoa; Chordata; Actinopteri; Osmeriformes; Osmeridae
Product: dynein axonemal heavy chain 8-like
Exons: 92
Coding region: 101-13750 (4549 amino acids)
Biological process (GO): microtubule-based movement
Cellular component (GO): axonemal dynein complex
Molecular function (GO): dynein intermediate chain binding; ATP binding; minus-end-directed microtubule motor activity
Source: RefSeq, a predicted model, not a curated record